AUGCACGGAGGACCCGGCGGUGUCGCCACCUUCCUGCCGGAACUGUCGUCGGGCGAAGCUCGUCAGAGUGGGAUCAGGGUCUUCCAGUGUGCGGACGAUGGAAGUGGGACUGUCAAGGCCGCAGUCAUCGUAUUUGAUGCGGACCUUCACAUCACGCAGUACCCGAAACUCACCACGAACAACAUCUCUGUGGUGGGGAUCCGAGUUCGCAGCCGGGAGAUCAUCCUGGUCUCAUUUUACUUUGAGCCUAACCUGCCGAUGGACUCGUACCUGGCACAUCUGCGCCGGGUGCAGCGCGAGACGGGAAGUCGGAGUAUUGUAAUUGGGGGAGACUCCAAUGCCAAAUGCGUCUGGUGGGGUAGUCCCGUGACGGAUCGCCGCGGCGAAGAACUGCACGGGUUCCUGGAGGACCUCGGUCUCUGCCUCCUGAACCAAGGGGAAACCCCCACCUUCGACACUAUCCGGGGCGGCGAAAGGUACAGCAGUUAUAUUGAUAUAACUGCUGUAUCGCCUGACCUGCUUGGCCUGGUGGACGGCUGGCGCGUGCGCGAAGACCUGACCAACUCGGACCACAACGCCAUCACCUUCCUCAUCAACACCAAACACAUCAACACAAACACCAUCAGACACACAACACGAAAAUACUUCACAAAAAAGGCGAAUUGGGCCCAGUUUCGUGAGAAACUGGGUCAAAUUAAAACGCAAGAACACUUCACAAUAGACACAAUUAAAAACAUACAGACACACGCACAAUUGGACUCCACAAUAACUCAACUAAACGACAUAAUACAAAAAACAUGCACAAAAACAAUACCACUAACAAAACAUAGGGAGGUCCUUGCGAUGCAAACAUAG
Melitaea cinxia (Glanville fritillary) is the source of this 855-nucleotide messenger RNA. RefSeq lists its product as uncharacterized. The transcript has 2 exons. The coding region runs from base 1 to 855 and encodes 284 amino acids. The record is from RefSeq and is a predicted model, not a curated record. NCBI's taxonomy places the organism in Eukaryota, Metazoa, Arthropoda, Insecta, Lepidoptera, Nymphalidae. Gene Ontology annotation, molecular function: catalytic activity.